Strongylocentrotus purpuratus (purple sea urchin) is the source of this 2823-nucleotide messenger RNA. RefSeq lists its product as uncharacterized. The transcript has 5 exons. Lineage: Eukaryota; Metazoa; Echinodermata; Echinoidea; Camarodonta; Strongylocentrotidae. The record is from RefSeq and is a predicted model, not a curated record. Bases 234 to 950 code for a protein of 238 amino acids.
CGUGGUUGCUAAGUGAUUACUUAGCAACGAACCGGAUUGUGCCAAACAAUCAGACACCGAGAGCGAAGACGCCCGAAAAAGAAAGACCAGUCGGAGACAGGAACAUUGUCUGAUCAACUCUACGCGGCGGCAGCAGGAUUUUAUUUUGACGCUUACUUCCAAGCCGAAAAAAUUAAGGAACAAUUUAUUUUUAUUCAUCGGAAAACAAGUCACCAGGAAACGAAAUCUCAAAAAUGGCCAACCUUACCAAUCUGACGUUCCUCUUUGUCGCACUCGUCUGUUUAUUCACAUCAGGAUGUUGCUCUGAUAGCGAUGAAGGCUCUGGAGAUAGUUCAGGUUCAGGAACUGAAUCCAUGUUCACCGAUGUCACAGAAGUCAUUACCGAAGUCGUGACUGAUGCCGAUGAACCAUCGGACAUCCAAGCAUUUGGUCUUGUAAUCACAAACGAUUUCUCUGAAUUCACUCUGGAUGUGGACAACAUUGUCACUUACAACGUCACAAUCAAGAACGUAGGAGGCACCGACAUCGCAGCUGGUAGCUCAGACCUUUACGAUAUCCUCAUCACUGUGAGCGACAACGCCGACCCGACGGCGAGCGGAGCAGAAACCAUGGACGUCACCCCUCUCCUGACAUCGGCCACCAACCUCGACGCCGGGAUCACAGCCGGAGAGACCAUCGUGAUCGAGAACGUCCACACCAUGAUCAACAUCCCCUCCGCAGACUGCUCAACCUACAUGUAUGACACUACUGGAUACGUCUGUGUACAGAUUUCCAAAGCGUCAGGGGCAUCUUUCACCGACGACAGCACGACCAAUAACUACUACUGUCUAUCGUUUGGUGAUGUUGUAGAUGGGUACACUGGAACGCUGGAAUGUUCAGCAUGUGUAGCUAAGAUCAGCCUUAUUGCUCUCCUUGUGUCAACGUUGCUGGCGUACUUCACUUCAUCGUAGAUAAUACAGGAACACAAAAAUACAAAACAUUCGAAAAAUAUUCGAACAAUAAUUAGGCUAGCCCUGAAUCAGUGUUUUAUUUACCGAACUGACGGUUCUUUGUCAGGAUCUAAACUUCUUCACGCACUGAUGACGUCAUCAGUGAUUUUGCUUGGCCUCGUACGGAAGAGAAACUGAAGUCAGGGCUGCUACUUUGCUGUUCGUCUAUUCCUCAAGAUGUCCGUCCAUCGCCGCGGAAGAAGCGAAAUUUCGAAAGGUUGUGACGACAUGCGAUGUUAACCAAUUGGGACGCUUUCAGGAGCUCAUGUGGUACAAUGUAUUCAAUAACACCGAUGAAGAAAACUAAACCAAGGAGCUGGCUCCCUCAUAUGCUUCAAAACCUAGUUAGUCGCCUGCCAAAAGAGGUGUUCAUGAUAGUUUAAAUGUAGUUUAAAUUUGAGCAAAAUUUCCCCUAGACAUGGCUCGACAUUUAGUUAUACUAGAAUCGCUUUUGGGUCAUCCAAACUUGGCUGAUUUAGAAUUUGUGAUCGCCCGAGGUAAAACUCAGUAUCCCAAAUCAAGAAAAAACAUUUCCCGCGUGUUUUGCGUGAUUUGUGUUUCCCAUCAAGCCCUCUAACCAUAAUACAGACCAUGACCGCCAGGUGUACAACCUCAGUACAUUUGUCUGCCCCGUCAGAAAUGAACAAUUAAGUUUGCCAUUAGACUUAUUUUAACUAUAUUUUCUGUUAGAAUUAUACAUGUAUGUAUGUUGUUUCAAAUAUUUGCCAGCACAACUAUGACUGUAAAAAUGAUUUUCACUGAAAUGUAUUGACUCUGUUAGUUAGGAAUUCAUUGUCAUGAUUUUAAUCGAAACCCCGAAGUCUUUCGUAUCCACUUCUGUUUUUACAGGCUCUUUUAAUUAGAUGAAAAGUGUAGAUUUUUUCGUUUUAUUGUUUUAUUGAUGACAUUACAAAGAUAAUGCAUUCUUUAUUUUGGAAGUGGUACAUUUGUGUGUGAUAAUGUACAGUGUAAAUAUUUGCAACGAAAUUGUAAAUAAAUAUAUUAUUUUAUCCUCUUUGUAUAUGAGCGAUGAACAGAAUUCAACGAAUAUGCCCACGUCAAUUUUAUACAACUUGUAAAAGGUCAUUUUUACUUGGUCAAAGCAAGAUUCCAAUGUUAUUACGAGCAUUAGAACAAACGCCUUACACAAAAUAUAGAACAGGCCCACCGUUGAUGAUCUUUGUAUGAGGCCUAAAAAAAAAGAUGUUGUGUUGCCCUUUAAGUGCCAAAACAUGGGUCGGUCGGGCGGAAAUCUUUUUUUUUUAAAUCUUUUUUUCUUCUCAGUUAUGAAUGCUUUGAUAUUUUGUUUCUCUAAAAAACGGUAUUUGUUUUUAUUUUUUAAAGCCGACCGUAGAUUUCAAAAAUUUUGGGUCGGUCUCAAAGGGCAAUACAACAUCUUUUUUUAAGGCAUAAAAUGGCGAGAUAUUGGUGUAGACAGGGCUUUGUAAUAAUAAUGUUCUGUCUCUAUUUUUGUAUUGAUAAUAAAAUUGUAUCCUGCGUUGGUUGCUUAGGAAAGCUAUUAAUCUGCUGGGAAUGACUGCUUGGUCGGGAAUCUUGCAAGCAUGACUGAGCAGACAAUUUAUUCUAAAAAUUGGGCUCUUCAAUGGCGUUGAUUGGGAGGAAGCUGGGGAAAGUAGAGGAAAACUUUACCAAUAACAAAGGGAAAUGUUUACAUAUCGUUAAUAAAAAGUUUGUAAUGUUAGAAAAGAAAGAAAUAUAAAAAGUGCGUUUACUUUUGUGUGGUUCUUUUAUAUGCAAUGAUAUAUAACAACAAUAAUAUUAAAGUAAUGAAUGAUUGAAUGGGCAAUAAAUGGAUGACUGUCUUACACAGCAA